GGAGCGGGGACCGGGCGGGGGGGCGGUGGCGGAGGAAGAGGCCUCGCGCCGCCGAGGAGGGAGCAAUUUAAUUUCAAACACAAACAACCGCACGAGCGCGCACCCACCGCCGCCGCGCCGCGGAGCGUCGCCCCGGAUCCGGCGCCCGCCGCCCCGUCCGUGCGGCGCGCGCGGGGAGACGCCGUGGCCGCGCCGGAGUUGGGGCCGGGGGCCGCCAUCGAGGCGGGGGCCGCGCGAGGGCCGGAGCGGAGCGGCGCCGCCGCCACCGCCGCCGCCGCCACCGCCACCGCCACGCGCGCCAACUUGGGCUCGCGCUUCCCGGCCCGGCGCGGAGCCCGGGGCGCCCGGGGCCCAGCCAUGUCGCGGUCCAACCGGCAGAAGGAGUACAAAUGCGGGGACCUGGUGUUCGCCAAGAUGAAGGGCUACCCACACUGGCCGGCCCGGAUUGACGAGAUGCCCGAGACCGCGGUGAAGUCAGCAGCCAACAAAUACCAAGUCUUCUUCUUCGGGACCCACGAGACGGCAUUCCUGGGCCCCAAAGACCUCUUCCCUUACGAGGAGUCCAAGGAGAAGUUCGGCAAGCCCAACAAGAGGAAAGGGUUCAGCGAGGGGCUGUGGGAGAUCGAGAACAACCCUACCGUCAAGGCUUCCGGCUACCAGUCCUCCCAGAAGAGGAGCCGUGUGGAGGAGCCCGAGCCCGAGCCGGAGCCCGAGGCCGCGGAGGGCGAUGGUGACAAGAAGGGGAACGCCGAGGGCAGCAGCGACGAGGAGGGGAAGCUGGUCAUCGACGAGCCGGCCAAGGAGAAGAACGAGAAGGGGGCGCUGAAGAGGAGAGCGGGGGACCCAUUGGAGGACUCCCCGAAACGUCCCAAAGAGGCAGAGGACCCUGAAGGGGAGGAGAAGGCGGUGGCCAGCGUGGAGGCCGAGCGGCCCUCCCCUGUGGAGGUGGAGAAGAACAGCACCCCCUCGGAGCCCAGCUCUGGCCGGGGGCCGCCCGAGGACGAGGAGGAAGAGGCUGCCAAGGAAGAUGCUGAGGCCCCGGGCAUCAGAGAUCACGAGAGCCUGUAGCCACCAAUGUUUCAAGAGGAGCCCCCACCCCGUUCCUGCUGCUGUCUGGGUGCUACUGGGGAAACUGGCCGUGGCCUGCAAACUGGGAACCCCUCCCCGCCCCAACCUGCUCUCUUCCACUCACUCUCCCUCCCCGAGCCCAGUCCCUGGAGACUGACCUGGAGGUGGCAUGCCGUCCGGCCCUGCCUCCGUGUCGCCUCUAUGCCUCCACACUGCUGGGAUCUGAGUCAGGGCUAUGUCUGUGCUCCACGGGAUGCCAUGAGGCCGAUAUGCCCCUCCCUGCCUGGAGCUGGGUCCCAGGGUUCUGGACCCGCUGUUCUCAUCUCCUUACACCCUUUAGCCCCUCCCCCAGGCACUCUGGGCCUCUGGGUUGGUUUGGAUCAGAGUCGGGAGUAAAAGGGACGGAGGGUAAAUAGCAAGGGUGGGCUUCUGGGGCCUGAGAGGGACAGUCCUCAGGUCGGGGUGGGGAGUGAGCAGGAGGAUGGCAUCGUCUUGAGCUCCUGUCCCUCCCUCCGACACCUGUUCUCUCAGCCGCCUAGAUUCAGGGAAAGUGGGACAGCGCGCGGGGAGGGACUCCCUCGGUGAUGGAUAACUCCCACUUUCCCCUUUGCUAAUAACCCGGGAGUUCUAUGAGUUGUAGUUACUCAUCAGAAGGGUUUGGGCUUCCGGUUGUUUGGUCCAUGGACUGGGCUCUGGAGGGCUGACGUCACCCCACUUCCAUGGGAGUAUCGGGGGGCAGCGCCUCCGUUAGACGGUGGGCCAGAGAGGGGGUGUCCCGGGGAGGUCCCUAGCCGCUCUUUCCCUUCCCCACAGUGCUCAAGGCCAGCCUGCAGUCACAGGUCACCCAGACAGAAAGGAUAAGACACAUUUUUUAGGAAAUGUUUUUAAUAAAAGAAAAUUUAAAAAAAAUUUAAAGAUCCCUAUCCCUUUGUGUGGCCCCCACGCUGCUCCUCUUUUCCUCGCUGUGGCCCCCGUUUCUGAGGGCCCUGGGAGGCCCCCUCCCCUCCGCUAGGGCUCGAUGGCGUUCCUUUUGUGGCCGGGGCUUUGGCGUCCCUUCUGGUGUCAUUUCCCGUCCACACGCUCCCACCCGGCCCCUCGGCGGUUCACCAGGUCGGGCUGUACCCCUCCGAGAGGACAGGAAAGGGAGUGUGCGCUCCAGCCUCUGUCUCGUGGUCUCUGCCUCUUCCAUCUCGUGUCCCUCUCCCUCUCCCUCUCCCUCUCCCUAGGGCUCUGAUGAAAAAUUGCUGACUGUAGUUUAGCUCUGAGAACCGUAGACAAUUUCAGUUCUAGGAAAAUAAACCUGUUGAUUACUA
Pipistrellus kuhlii (Kuhl's pipistrelle) is the source of this 2381-nucleotide messenger RNA. RefSeq names its product heparin binding growth factor (gene HDGF). The transcript is spliced from 6 exons. NCBI's taxonomy places the organism in Eukaryota, Metazoa, Chordata, Mammalia, Chiroptera, Vespertilionidae. The record is from RefSeq and is a predicted model, not a curated record. Gene Ontology annotation, biological process: regulation of transcription by RNA polymerase II. Gene Ontology annotation, cellular component: nucleus. The coding region runs from base 358 to 1068 and encodes 236 amino acids. Gene Ontology annotation, molecular function: transcription coregulator activity; double-stranded DNA binding.